AUGAAGUCUGAAUGUAGCGAGCGAGUCUUAAUGCACUUCAGCAGACUGGCCAGCUCCUUCAAUGCCAGAGGUUCCUCCUGUGCUUUUUGGCAAAAGAAAUUUAACAGCUCUGGGACAUGGAAAAAGCUGCAUGGGUUGAGCAAGAGAAGGAACCAGUACGCACCUGACAGUACUGGAAAUGCUUCUCAUGCAACAAAAACUUCCCCCUUGGCAGAGUGUGCUGCAAACCACAAGGGCUGGUUUGUGUUGGUUUUACAUAUUCCUGAAAUGGGCCCACAGUGGGAAGCCACAGCUCCUUGCUGCAAUCUAUCUGCAGGGCAGGUUUCCCCACGGAAUUGUUUGUGA
Podarcis lilfordi (Lilford's wall lizard) is the source of this 345-nucleotide messenger RNA. The record is from the annotation of a GenBank genome assembly. Lineage: Eukaryota; Metazoa; Chordata; Lepidosauria; Squamata; Lacertidae.